Nylanderia fulva is the source of this 2393-nucleotide messenger RNA. It is a transcript of the gene Trhn, whose product is annotated as tryptophan hydroxylase. Gene Ontology annotation, biological process: aromatic amino acid metabolic process; serotonin biosynthetic process. The record is from RefSeq and is a predicted model, not a curated record. Gene Ontology annotation, molecular function: iron ion binding; tryptophan 5-monooxygenase activity. Gene Ontology annotation, cellular component: neuron projection. NCBI's taxonomy places the organism in Eukaryota, Metazoa, Arthropoda, Insecta, Hymenoptera, Formicidae.
CGAGGUUUUAAGAGGACCUGUUAAGGAUGGUACCAGCACAUUGUUGCUCGUGUCCUGAAAGACAGUGAAUCGUCAAUCGGUCACAAGUUAAUCCGUAUAUAUCGCGCAAGAUAUUGAAAAAUUAAUUCCAUUGAUAAACAAAAUUAUUGAAAAAAAUAUUUCUUCCGUUACAUUGUUUCGCAAAUUCUAUUAUAAAAAUCAUCAUGAGUGGAUCAGGAAAGAGUCUUCUCGGGGUGUGGCUAUACAGAAGAGGCGAAAGUUGGGCUGUCAAAGAAGGAAGUCCGCUACAUAAAUCGCGCAAUCUUCCUAUGGAUGAAAGUAAUCAAGCUAACGAUAAUAAGAAUUCUGUGAUAUUUUCUCUGAAAAAUCAAAUCGGUGGUUUGGCGCGAGCUCUUCAAGUAUUUCAGGAUCUAGGUAUAAACGUCGUGCAUAUCGAAUCGAGAAAAUCUGUGCGCCGCGGUUCCGAAUAUGAUAUUCUUGUGGAUGUCGAAUGCGAUUCAAAGAGGAUGGAACAGUUAAUGAAAAUGUUAAGCCGCGAAGUAGCAGCUAUUAAUCUUGCCCAUUAUGAACAAAUCGGAAGUAUUCCACGCGCACCCUCUCUCUCGGCCGCGACAAGUUUCGAUUUUAGCGAAGUAGACAUGCCCUGGUUCCCGCGAAAGAUAUCGGACCUCGAUCGUGCGCAGAAAGUUCUUAUGUAUGGCUCAGAAUUGGACGCGGAUCAUCCCGGUUUCAAAGAUCCCGUGUAUCGUAAACGUCGCGAGGAAUUUGCCGACAUCGCUUAUAAUUAUAGGCAUGGUCAACCGAUACCCAGGGUGCAAUAUACACCAGAAGAAAUCAAAACCUGGGGAACUGUUUUUCGUGAACUACAUCAACUCUAUCAAAAAUACGCAUGCAAAGAAUAUUUGGAAAAUUGGCCGAAGUUAGUCAAGUAUUGCGGAUACAGAGAGAACAAUAUACCGCAACUACAAGAUGUAACCGUUUUUCUAAAGCGAACAACGGGAUUUCAACUUCGUCCGGUCGCGGGUUAUCUCACUCCGCGAGAUUUCCUUUCUGGACUUGCUUUUCGCGUAUUCCAUUGCACCCAAUAUAUACGACACUCUUCCGAUCCAUUUUACACACCGGAACCAGAUUGUUGUCAUGAAUUGCUGGGCCACAUGCCUCUACUUGCAAAUCCAAGCUUCGCGCAAUUUUCUCAAGAACUUGGUCUGGCUUCUCUUGGUGCAUCGGAUGAAGACAUAGAUAAAUUGGCAACUCUAUACUUCUUCACCGUGGAGUUUGGAUUGUGUAAACAAGAUGGUAUGUAUCGCGUUUAUGGAGCCGGCUUGCUCUCGUCGGUGGCGGAAUUGAGACACGCGGUAUCCGCGCCCGAAAAAACCAUGAGAUUCGAACCGGAUGUCACGUGCAAACAGGAAUGCAUUAUCACCGCAUUUCAGAAUGCAUAUUAUUAUACGGACAGCAUAGAGGAAGCAAAAGAGAAAAUGCGUUCAUUUGCCAAUCAGAUUCAACGACCAUUCGGGAUACGCUACAAUCCGUAUACCCAGUCAGUAGAGGUGUUGACAGAUGCCCAGAAGAUCACGGCUGUAGUCAGCGAAUUACGAGGCGACCUUUGCAUAGUCUCAAAUGCCCUGAAGAAGAUACACGAACAGGACGAUACUGUCGACGUUGAGAGGAUAACCAGCUUGUUGACUCACGGUAUCGAGAUACCGCAAGACAGCUCGUCCUCGGACAGCGAUGACAGUCCUAAUGUCGAGGAAGCUCAUCCUCAAGAAGACCAGUCUCAUUGCGAUAAUAAUGAUGUAGUCGUUAUGGAAGAUUAAGCGAUUGGUAUCGUUACUGAUUGCAUGCUCGUUAAAUUUUUGAGAAUAUUUGAGAAAAUCGACACGAAGCUUCAGAAAUAAAUGCUCUUGCGAACGUAUAGAGAUAUAUGACUUCUAUCUCAUAGAAAAUUAAUGUAAUAUUGUUUUGAAAAGUUAAUCGAUACACAAAAAGAGAAAGAGAAAAAAAGAGAGGCUGCAUAAAAUAGAAUGAAUGGAAAAGAAUUCUCAUUUUACUCACCUAACUUUAGAGAGUACACUUUAGAGUAAACAACUAGAUUUAAAUUUAAUAAUAUAUGUGUGCGAUAUGUGAAAUAAAAUGAUAUAUUGAAUCACACAUACACACACACACAGAAUUUUCCCUCUCAGGUUAACAGGGAACAGAAAAAGAAUCAUAUAAAUGCAAAGUUAAUGAAAUUGAAAAAUAUAAAAUUUUGAUUAAUCAGCAUAAUGCAGUAUGCUGAUUUGAUUUUCCCUAUUUCUGUUAAAUGUAUAGGCAGAAUGUUAUAUAAAGAAUGCCAUCAAUGUAUCGUAAUUAAAUUAAAAAUAAAUGCAAAGUUAUAAUAAAUCUAUAAAUAA